AUGGCCGUGCCACAACUUCUUUCAAUGCCUCCAACCGCCAGCCUCAUGCAGAUGCUUGAUGAUUAUGGGCUACAAUUAGAUACGGCCAGCGUUCAGCCAGCCAUGCACCGUCCCAAGCCAGGACCCAACUCGCGUUCGCAUUGCGCCCGCAUUGCGCCUUGCGCAUUACGCAAUCUUUGCCUCUGGUCUGAAAAAUGCCUUGGCAGGACAAGAGAAGCAACAAGAAGCACAGAGUCAGGAACGAUUCACGAUUCGUUGCGAAUCAUUACGGUGAGGGGUCUCCAACUCGACGAGAAUCACGAAUGUAUCGUCGACAGACUCUUGCCUUUAGCAUGA
Molecule: messenger RNA, 336 nt
Organism: Mycosarcoma maydis (corn smut)
Lineage: Eukaryota; Fungi; Basidiomycota; Ustilaginomycetes; Ustilaginales
Exons: 1
Coding region: 1-336 (111 amino acids)
Source: RefSeq, a predicted model, not a curated record